Messenger RNA from Tigriopus californicus, 2322 nucleotides. RefSeq lists its product as uncharacterized. Gene Ontology annotation, molecular function: metalloaminopeptidase activity. The coding region runs from base 153 to 2276 and encodes 707 amino acids. The record is from RefSeq and is a predicted model, not a curated record. Lineage: Eukaryota; Metazoa; Arthropoda; Copepoda; Harpacticoida; Harpacticidae. The transcript is spliced from 8 exons.
UCAGGAUGCAUCAAGUGUUGAAUGAUUUCAGUUUGAUGUUCAUGGUGUUGGAGCCUUCAAGCUAGAUUAACAUCACCAAAGGAGAGUGAAGAAGAGAGAGCCUCGUUAGUUCGACAAGUCACUUCAAGUUGAGUAAAUGUGAAAAGAGCACGAUGAAGUGGGGACAUAUUGGGUGUUUGGUGAUGUUGAUCAGGAUGGCUGAUCCAUGUGGUGAUGUGCCUACGGGAGAUUAUGAUCUCGCCGUGUCUUCCACAAGGCCAAGAGUCAGGCGAGAAGCCCAAGAAAGACCACUUUGUUAUCCAGGAGCGCAACAACCCACUUCCAGGGUCGACACUACCAAGCAGUUGAAAGCAUUGCGAUCAGCCAUGGUUGACCUUGGAAUUCAAGCCUUCGUUGUGCCCAGUGGCGAUGCUCAUCAAUCUGAAUACAUAGCGGAGGCAGACAAGCGGCUGAAAUUUAUCUCGGGAUUCAGCGGAUCGUCAGGCAUGGCUGCCAUCACUUUUAACAAAUCUGCUCUUUGGACGGAUGGCAGGUAUUUCGUUCAAGCCCGACACGAACUGGAUUGUCAGUGGCUCUCCAUGAAAGGAGAUGAAGGAGGCGAUAAAGGGAUUCUGGAAUGGUUGGACGAGCAACUUCCCUCUGGCUCAAAAGUAGGAGCAGAUUCUUCAUUAACGGGAGCAUGGACUUGGUUGACUUGGAAAGCAGAAUUGGAACACUUUCAGUUGGAAUUGGUACCAACCCUAAACAAUCCGUUGGACAAGAUCUGGACCGAUCAACCAGAGAGGAACCAAGAUCCUUUGAUGGUAUUGGAUAGUCGUUUUACAGGACAAACAUGGGCCGACAAGUUGCAGAUGAUAAGAGAUGAUUUGCGUAUCGAGGGCCACGAUGCCUUCAUUGUAACUGCUCUGGAUGAAAUCGCUUGGUUGUUCAAUCUCCGAGGCAAAGACAUCCCUUACAAUCCUGUCUUUCGGGCCUAUGCCAUGAUUUCGGACAAAGAAGUCAUUCUUUACCUCCCUCCAGAGAAGCAAGAUCAAAUAAUUCGGGAUCAUUUAAGUGCGCCAGGGGUUCACGUUCAAAUUAAAGAUUACGAACUCAUCUUUGUUGAACUGCCCACUUUGGCCCAAGAAUGGUCUUCCAUUCUAUUGGGCAAGAAAUGGGCGUAUUCGGGAGGAGGCAGCUAUGCCAUUUACAGUCUCAUUCCGAGCUCAAAAUUGAGCUUGGACUUGUCGCCGAUUAUGCUAAGAAAAGCUCAGAAAAACGAUGUUGAACGACAAGGCAUGAUCAAUGCGAAUAGAAGAGAUGCUGUCGCAGUAAUUGAAUUUGCUGCUCAUCUGGAAGAAACCAUGGCCCAAGGCGAGGCAUGGGAUGAGCUCAAGGCCUCCGAGGAACUUUUGAAGAGAAGAGAGGCCCUCAAGUUUAGUCAGGGUCCAAGCUUCUCUUCCAUUUCAGCGUAUGGACCCCACGGAGCUAUUAUCCAUUAUAGGCCUGAUAAUGAGUCAAAUGCUCCUAUUGGAACAGACAGUCUAUAUUUACUAGAUUCAGGUGGUCAAUACCUGGACGGAACCACGGACACCACGCGAACGUUCCACUUUGGAUCCCCGACUGCUUAUGAGAAAGAAAUGUACACCCGUGUGUUGCAAGGGGCCAUAGACUUAGCUCGAGCCGUCUUUCCUCACGGAACUCCUGAUACACGGGUCGACAUUUUGGCUCGGCGUCCUUUGCUCGAGGUUGGGUUGAACUACCGCCAUGGAACUGGACAUGGCAUCGGCGCUUUCGGAUUCAUCCAUGAAUCUCCUAUACAGGUGAGAAUGUACGGCAAAGAGGAGCAUGUGUUUGAAGUGGGGCAAUUCUUCUCUGAUGAGCCCGGAUAUUAUGAGGCCCAACAGUUUGGAAUUCGUCUAGAGACAGUACUGAGGGUGGUAGAGCGUCCCAUUUUGAAGUAUAAUGAACUUGACGAUCACGGUCCCAUGCUCGGAUUUGAACCCGUAUGUUUGGUUCCUUUUGAACCCAAACUCAUCAUCUACGACAUGUUAAAUGAGGCUCAAACGUAUUGGUUGAACCGCUAUAACCGGUUGAUCCGAGAAAAAAUCGGGCCUCUACUGGAGGAUAACUCCAAGGCAUACCAUUGGAUGUGGGACCGAACUGAGCUCAUCGGUGUACCAGAAAGUGUGGGGAAUACUGAAUCUCCUGACAACGCCCAAAAUGGCUCCAAGGGUUUUAGGCCGGUAAACGGGAUCCUCGCCAUAGCUUUGGUUGUGAUCUGGUUUCAAGUUUGAGUUUUAGUCUUUCGUUUGAAUGGAAUAAAGACUGGUCAUGUAGAAA